This is a messenger RNA of Pneumocystis carinii B80, 1257 nucleotides long. RefSeq lists its product as hypothetical. NCBI's taxonomy places the organism in Eukaryota, Fungi, Ascomycota, Pneumocystomycetes, Pneumocystales, Pneumocystaceae. Gene Ontology annotation, biological process: septin ring assembly; endoplasmic reticulum inheritance. The coding region runs from base 213 to 1214 and encodes 333 amino acids. The transcript is spliced from 6 exons. Gene Ontology annotation, cellular component: cortical endoplasmic reticulum; perinuclear endoplasmic reticulum; endoplasmic reticulum membrane. The record is from RefSeq and is a predicted model, not a curated record.
AUUUUUGUCUAAAGAUAUUCUUGUCAGCAGUUUCAUUUGCACAGCUUAUUUUGUCCAUUCCUUUGUCAUUUGAUGUUGGAGGACGUACUUGCGGAUUGGCAUAUACACUUUCACUUGAAUUGCUGUAUUUUUUUAUAUGUUUUUUUUCAAUUUUAAAAAAGAGCCCAAAAAUCAGGCCAUUUGUUCAAAUUAUUACGCUGAGUCAAUUUCUAAUGGUACCAUCAUUAAUGAUAUAUUUUCUUGAUACUAUUUCUGAAGAAUUAUUACCUUCUUCUUUUAUACGAUUUUCAACGAGUGUAUGGUUGGGUCUUUUGACACGAUCUACGCCUAUUUUUACAUUAUUGGAGGGAUUUACAUCAUUAUUAGUUAUUCAGGCACUUGGACAAUUUGUUAGAUGGGUUGUAAAUAAUUAUUCUGAUAUGUGGAUGAUUUUUCUUCUUUCAGGAUCAGGAGGGAUUUUUUCUGCCUCAUUUUAUUUUCUUUAUCAAAUAUAUACAUCACUUGUUGUAACUGUGCAAAAUGCGACGUUAAUAGGUGUUCUCUUGACAUGUGCUAUAUUUAUCUGCUUAUUUAGUAUUCAUACAGGGAGAGGAAAUGUGGUUGAAGGAUCACUUUUGUUUGCUUACUUGGUGUAUUCUGUGUAUAUGAUAUGUAGUGAUCUUCAGCCAUCUGGAGAUAUGUUGAAAGAAAAAAACAUAGGUAGGAAUGGAUCGGGUUUGCCAUUUCCUCCUAUUAUUAUGGAAAGUUAUACGACCAUUGUAUCUUCAAUUGCUUUUAAAAUACCUAAGGCAUUAUGGCGUACUGUAUUCUUUUUAAAGGCAAUUACUUCUACUAUUACACCGAGUAUUAUUACAUCACUUGUUUACCGUUUAAUUGUUCUUUAUUCUGCUACUUUUAUUGUUCCUGCUGUACGGAGUGUUUAUCGAGGUGUUGAACAUGUUCCUUCUUUAGAUGAUAAAGAGCCUACCUCACGAAUCAUGAAUAUUUUAAUAUCUUUUUCACCUUGUGUUUUAAUUGCUGUAUAUACUCAUUUGCUUUUGCAGCAUUUUUCUCUUCAUGGUCAUGAUGCAUUAAUAUUUGGUAUUCAAAUGGGAUCUGUAUUAAUAUGGCGCUGGUUAACUGCUUUUAUGGUUGUUGGAUUUUAUGCCAUAGAAAUCUUACUAGGUGAUGAAACAACUAGCGAUAUUUUGGUAUCACAUUGGAAAACAUAUUAAUCAUAUCUUUUUCAUCUCUUUAUAUCUUGUUAUAUUUAUAUAU